AUGUUGAGCCACGUAUCCCUCUAUUGCUGGCACGAAAAGCCUAACAUGCUGCAAAGUCUCUUUAAGAGAUAUGACGCCAUCAAGCUUGCAGUAAUAUAUAAGCAAGUGUCGACUAUUUUACACUCAUUAUUAGACAUGGAUCUCUUGAGUGCUUGCGAGAGCCUUGCAUCUAAUGUGCUCGAGUACAACGCCAUCGACACUUCUGAUCUUCAAAUUUCCGACUCUGAUGUCGAACACUGGCGUGUGUUAUUUCAGCUAACUCGCGCCGAAGCCAUCGAGGAGAUUACCAAUUGGCGUUUAGACCUUGGCCGUGAAUCCCUCUCCCAAUCCGCCUGGGAAACGAUCAAGGAAUCUAAAGCCGCAUCUGGCUUUAACAAAGAGUCGUAUGCGUACAGUCUAGCCCGUGGAUGGAGACUUAAGCCCCAGAACAUCACCAGUACGGCCGCCGAUAAGAGCAUGUAUUUGCUUCGAAUUCAAGAAACACUCCCUAGCAUCCGCACAGUUCAAGACCUCCUCAACACAGAUAAACUGAACAUUGUCUCAGGACUGGAUGAUGAUGGCAAAUCUGUGCAAUUUUGCUAUAUGACUGCACAGAUGAAGAGCCUACUUCUAUGCAAUCUUGCUUUAUCUAAUAGCAUCCAAUUCCGACCAACUUUUAUCCAGGUUUCAAUAGCUACGAAGAAUCUGUCUGAUAACUCGAGGUAUCCGACACUUGGGAUCGAUUCAACUCUCCCUCAGCAUAGGCCGCAAUCAAGUACAGAAUGCUUUCAGCCGGCGCAGAAUGAAUACCCUGUUCCAUAUUUUUUCUAUGGCACAUUGGCCGAUCGGACUGUCCUCGCCCGUGUUCUUGGACUUUCUGAUGAGAAUUCCAUCACAUAUAAGCCAGCGGAAGUAUCUGGAGCAACAAUGACGAUGUGGGCGAAUAAAUACCGCGGCCUGGUCGAUAGUGACCAAGACGACACUGUGGAAGGGGUGGUGUACCUGGUCAGAUCUCAUGAAGAAGAGGAAGCGCUAAGAAUCUACGAGACAGCCAAGUAUGAGGUUGUGAGAUGCCUGAUUCGUCUUUCCUCCGAACCCAAGUCUCGUAUGGCUGGCCUUACGUUCCGGCUUACUUGA
Cordyceps militaris CM01 is the source of this 1116-nucleotide messenger RNA. Its product is annotated as oxidoreductase domain containing protein. The record is from RefSeq and is a predicted model, not a curated record. NCBI's taxonomy places the organism in Eukaryota, Fungi, Ascomycota, Sordariomycetes, Hypocreales, Cordycipitaceae. The transcript is spliced from 2 exons. The coding region runs from base 1 to 1116 and encodes 371 amino acids.